Syzygium oleosum is the source of this 751-nucleotide messenger RNA. RefSeq names its product peptidyl-prolyl cis-trans isomerase FKBP15-1. Bases 95 to 556 code for a protein of 153 amino acids. Gene Ontology annotation, biological process: protein peptidyl-prolyl isomerization. The transcript is spliced from 6 exons. The record is from RefSeq and is a predicted model, not a curated record. NCBI's taxonomy places the organism in Eukaryota, Viridiplantae, Streptophyta, Magnoliopsida, Myrtales, Myrtaceae. Gene Ontology annotation, molecular function: peptidyl-prolyl cis-trans isomerase activity.
AGUUCGUCGCCCUCCUCUCUCUCUCUCUCUCUCUCUCUCUUCUCUCUCCUCUCCAGGAAUCGCCAUUGUCGAGCAUUUGUGCAGUCGAGAGGAGAUGGGUCUCAGCAGCAGAUGCGCCAUGAGCGUUCUCUCCAUUGCGCUUCUCUUGCUCCUCUUGGCUCUCGCGAAUGCCAAGACCCGCGACGUCACGGAUUUGCAGAUCGGCGUGAAGUACAAGCCAGAAAAAUGCGAUAUCCAGGCUCACAAAGGUGAUAGAGUCAAAGUACACUAUCGGGGAAAGCUGACUGAUGGAACUGUUUUCGACUCCAGUUUUGAAAGAGGUGAUCCCAUUGAAUUCGAGCUUGGAAGUGGUCAAGUAAUAAAAGGAUGGGACCAAGGAUUAUUGGGUAUGUGCGUCGGUGAGAAGAGAAAGCUUAAAAUUCCUGCAAAACUUGGCUACGGAGACCAGGGUUCACCACCGACUAUACCUGGUGGAGCAACACUCGUCUUUGACACUGAGCUUGUUUCUGUGAAUGGAAAGCCAAGCGAUGCAACUGCGGAUGACAGUGAGCUAUAGAUGGGUUUGUUUUCCUGUCAAGAGCUUCAGCAAAUUCUCCCACCUUUCCGUUUCUCUAUGGUAGCCCAACCAUAAAUCUUUUCAGCUUUCACCUUAGCUACCAAGUUGUUUUUAGCUCUCACAGAUUAUACUUCCAUAACUUAAUUCUGGAGCUGUUGAGAGUAUACUUAAUUUAUUUUACUAGACAGUUCCGGC